AUGAAUCUCUUCCGCGCCCCCGCCGCCGCCCGCGCCGUCAAGAUACUUGACAGGUCGCUCUUUGCCCGCACGCUGCCCACGGCCGCCGCCUCGGUACGCGAGAACCGCCUCAUCUCAAAGUACCGCCAGCAGCUCGAGGCGACAAAGGAGCUGCUCGUCCUCGACAGGCUGUCUACCGUGACUGUUGAUCCCGACCCGGCGCUGGCGGCCCAGGGCAGAAAGUGCUUGAUCCUCAAGCCGGGCAUCAAGCCCGCAGCGCCUGAGACUUGGAGCCCGGCUCUUCAAGAGGCUUCCAAGGCCGGGGACUUGACUGUUGUUUCGUUGGAGCUGCCCAUUGGCUAUGAGCUGUGGAGUUAUCUGGAUGUCGUCAAAUCCGUGUUGCCAGAGGAGCUGCAUGGCGAAAUCCCCGUUGGCUUCAACACGGCUGGUCAUGUCGCACAUCUCAACCUCAGGGAGCAGUAUAUGCCCUACAAGCAUGUCAUAGCACAGAUCAUCGUCGACAAGAACCUCCACAUCCGCACUGUAAUUAACAAGACGGACAACGUCGGCACCGAGAACGAGUUCCGCACUUUCGCCUACGAAGUGCUUGCGGGUCCAGACGACAUGCUCGUUGAGGUCAGCGAGGCCGGCUGCGCCUUCAGUUUCGACUACUCCAAGGUGUACUGGAACUCGAGGCUUGGCUUCGAGCACCAGAGAAUCACGGCCCUCUUCAAGCCAGGCGAGGUCGUCGCCGACGUCAUGGCUGGCAUCGGGCCCUUUGCUGCCCCUGCAGGCAAGAAAGGCGUCUUCGUGUGGGCCAAUGAUAAGAACCCGGAGAGCUUCAAGUACUUGAACGAAGCAAUCAGGAGGAACAAGGUGACGGAGUUCGUCAAGCCCUUCAACCAGGACGGUCACGAGUUCAUCCAAAACGCAGCCGACCUCGUCUUGGAAGCGUCCCGCCGCGGCGAUUGUGCCCUUGUCAAGCCCGCGAGGGUGUCCAGGAGCGCGCCGCCGGCUGCCCGGCCUGAGCCAACGCGCAUCCCCAUACCCCCUACCAUCUCUCACUUUGUCAUGAAUCUCCCCGCAUCCGCCCUCGAAUUCCUGCACAACUACCAUGGCCUCUACCAUGGGCAUGAUGACCUCUUCGUCCCGCAUACCGAGACAAAACUGCCAGUGAUUCAUGCUCACUGCUUCGCUUCCAAAGCAAACGACGCGACCCCCCUAGACGACAUCUGCCAGCGAAUCUUCAAUGAAAUUGGGGUCAGGCUCGUGCCAGGAGAUGCGGAAAACGACGGCGCGGUGACCAUCCACGAAGUUCGCGACGUGGCCCCCGCAAAGCGCAUGUUCUGCGCCAGCUUCCGCUUGCCCGCCGAGGUCGCCUUCGCGCCUCGUCCUUGA
Molecule: messenger RNA, 1377 nt
Organism: Hirsutella rhossiliensis
Lineage: Eukaryota; Fungi; Ascomycota; Sordariomycetes; Hypocreales; Ophiocordycipitaceae
Product: met-10+ like-protein
Exons: 5
Coding region: 1-1377 (458 amino acids)
Biological process (GO): mitochondrial tRNA methylation; tRNA N1-guanine methylation
Cellular component (GO): mitochondrial matrix; cytoplasm
Source: RefSeq, a predicted model, not a curated record